AAAAAUAAAUCUUAUAUCGAUAUUUUCUUCUAACAACAAUACUUAUUUAUUAAAAAUUUAUGCAUUAUUGCAAAUUAUAUAUUAAUGCACGUGCACAUAUCGUGUUAUAAUCGUGACCACUGAAUUGAUAACAAUUAAUAAUCGUGCAAAAAACAGAAAAAUUAGUUCAAAGUUCUCCAGUUAUUAAUUAUCAUGUCUUCGGAAUAUAAUUUUUAUGAUAAAGAACAUCCACGAAUUUUAAUUCCUGAAUUGUGUAAACAAUUUUACAAUCUAGGAUGGGUAACUGGUACUGGUGGAGGAAUAUCUAUUAAAUAUAGAGAAAAAAUUUAUAUUGCUCCAUCUGGGGUUCAAAAAGAACGCAUUUGUCCAGAUGAAUUAUUUGUACAAGAUAUUAGUGGAAAUGAUAUAGAAUUGCCAAUAAAGAAAAAUUUAAAAAAGUCACAAUGCACUCCAUUAUUUAUGUGCAUAUAUAGAUGGAGAAAUGCUGGAGCUGUAAUUCAUAGUCAUUCAAAAUUUGCUGUAAUGGUAACGUUACAUUGGCCUGGAGAAGAAUUUCGUGUUACCCAUUUAGAAAUGAUAAAAGGUAUAAGAAAUCAACAAUUAGAAAGAUCAUAUCGUUAUGAUGAAGAAUUAAUGAUACCAAUAAUAGAAAAUACUCCAUUUGAAGAAGAUUUAAUAUAUGAAUUGGAAAGAGUUAUUCUUACUUAUCCAGAAACUUGUGCUGUAUUAGUAAGAAGACAUGGUAUUUAUGUUUGGGGUGAUACAUGGCAACAAGCAAAAUCUAUGGCUGAAUGUUAUGAUUAUAUACUUGAUAUUGCCUUACAAAUGAAAUUAAGUGGAUUAGAUCCAGCUGCAGUGCCAAAAUAAAAAAAAGUAUAUCUAAAUGAAUUAAAUCCAACUAAAAUUCUAAAGAGAAAAUAAUAAAAUUAUCAAUUAAGAACAAUAUCUAUGUUCAUUGAUUAUUUUUAUAAAAUAAUAAAUUA
This is a messenger RNA of Apis laboriosa (Himalayan honeybee), 983 nucleotides long. Its product is annotated as probable methylthioribulose-1-phosphate dehydratase. NCBI's taxonomy places the organism in Eukaryota, Metazoa, Arthropoda, Insecta, Hymenoptera, Apidae. Gene Ontology annotation, molecular function: metal ion binding; methylthioribulose 1-phosphate dehydratase activity. Gene Ontology annotation, cellular component: cytoplasm. Bases 193 to 867 code for a protein of 224 amino acids. The record is from RefSeq and is a predicted model, not a curated record. The transcript is spliced from 5 exons.